GUAGGAGCGGUGCGUCGGUGUAACCGGUCCUCCCUCCUUUUCUCCCCCCACCCGCCCGUUCGUGACGUCGUUAACGGUCGCGGCGAUGGCAGGGACAGCGUUGAAACGGCUGAUGGCCGAGUACAAGCAGUUGACACUAAAUCCUCCAGAAGGAAUUGUUGCAGGUCCUAUCAAUGAGGAGAACUUCUUCGAAUGGGAGGCUUUAAUCAUGGGCCCUGAAGACACCUGUUUUGAAGGCGGAGUGUUUCCAGCCAUCCUGAGUUUUCCGCACGAUUACCCACUGAAUCCGCCAAAAAUGCGUUUCACGGGAGAGAUGUUUCACCCAAAUGUUUACCCAGAUGGGAGGGUUUGCAUCUCGAUUCUUCAUGCACCCGGCGAUGACCCUAUGGGCUACGAGAGCAGUGCAGAACGAUGGAGUCCUGUUCAAAGCGUUGAGAAGAUUCUGCUUUCAGUUGUGAGCAUGUUGGCAGAGCCUAAUGAUGAAAGUGGAGCCAACGUGGAUGCCUCAAAAAUGUGGCGAGAUGAUCGGGGACAGUUUUACAAAAUUGCCCAGCAAACAGUGCGGAAAUCUCUUGGACUGUGAGCAGAGAGCCCUGCAAUUGUCCAGGAUUGCCUGCAAUAUUUAAUGGUUCUUUGCACAUUGCUGUUUGUCUCCUGCUUUUCAUGUCCAAGGGUAAAGUUAGUAUUGCCCAAUUUUUUUUCCAGUUGUCUCAGGACUGUCCACUUAAUGGUCUCCUUUAAAACAUAAGCGGACUGAAGCGUGGCUUUCAUGGCUGUUACUAUUUUCCAUUUCAGACACAAAAAAGUGGUUGAACUUACUUGGAUGAAAUAGCUGAAGGGAUAAAAUAACCUUCCCACAAGAGGGUCCAACUGUU
Messenger RNA from Rhincodon typus (whale shark), 875 nucleotides. It is a transcript of the gene ube2g2, whose product is annotated as ubiquitin-conjugating enzyme E2G 2 (UBC7 homolog, yeast). The transcript has 6 exons. The record is from RefSeq and is a predicted model, not a curated record. Gene Ontology annotation, cellular component: endoplasmic reticulum; cytosol. NCBI's taxonomy places the organism in Eukaryota, Metazoa, Chordata, Chondrichthyes, Orectolobiformes, Rhincodontidae. The coding region runs from base 86 to 583 and encodes 165 amino acids.